ACCCAGCGCUGGAUGCUGAUUGGGUGUAUCCUCAGAGGCCGGACUCCGCCUGCGGGGUGAAGAAGGGGAGGCGGGAAACAGUGUAGUGGGUGCGGGGUCGUGCGGCUCUCUCAACCAGGUGGUGGAGUAAGGUUUUGAAAUGGCGGUGCAGCCGAAGGAGACGCUGCAGCUGGAGAGCGCGGCCGAGGUCGGCUUCGUGCGCUUCUUCCAGGGCAUGCCGGAGAAACCAACCACCACGGUGCGCCUCUUUGACCGAGGCGACUUCUACACAGCUCACGGCGAGGACGCGCUGCUGGCCGCCCGGGAGGUGUUCAAGACCCAGGGCGUGAUCAAGUACAUGGGGCCCGCAGGAGCAAAGAAUCUACAGAGUGUUGUGCUUAGUAAAAUGAAUUUUGAAUCUUUUGUGAAAGAUCUCCUUCUGGUUCGCCAGUACAGAGUUGAAGUUUAUAAGAAUAGAGCUGGAAAUAAGGCAUCCAAGGAGAAUGACUGGUAUUUGGCAUUUAAGGCUUCUCCCGGCAAUCUAUCUCAAUUUGAAGACAUUCUCUUUGGUAACAAUGAUAUGUCUGCUUCCAUUGGUGUUGUGGGUGUUAAAAUAUCCACAGUCGAUGGCCAGAGGCAGGUUGGAGUUGGGUAUGUUGAUUCUAUACAGAGGAAGCUAGGACUGUGUGAGUUCCCUGACAACGAUCAGUUCUCCAAUCUUGAGGCACUCCUGAUUCAGAUUGGACCAAAGGAAUGUGUUUUACCAGGAGGAGAGACAGCUGGAGAGAUGGGGAAACUAAGACAGGUUAUUCAGAGGGGAGGAAUUCUGAUAACAGAAAGAAAGAAAGCUGACUUUUCCACAAAGGACAUUUAUCAGGACCUCAACCGGUUGUUGAAAGGUAAAAAAGGAGAACAGAUGAAUAGUACUGUUUUGCCUGAAAUGGAGAAUCAGGUUGCAGUUUCAUCAUUGUCUGCAGUAAUCAAGUUUUUAGAACUCUUAUCUGAUGAUUCAAAUUUUGGACAGUUUGAACUUACUACUUUUGACUUCAGCCAGUACAUGAAAUUGGAUAUGGCAGCAGUCAGAGCCCUUAACCUUUUCCAGGGUUCUGUUGAAGAUACCAGUGGCUCUCAGUCUCUGGCUGCAUUGCUGAAUAAAUGCAAAACCCCUCAAGGACAAAGACUAGUUAACCAGUGGAUCAAGCAGCCUCUCAUGGAUAAGAACAGAAUAGAAGAGAGAUUAAAUUUAGUGGAAGCAUUCGUGGAAGAUGCAGAGUUGAGGCAGAGUUUACAAGAAGAUUUACUUCGUCGCUUCCCAGAUCUUAACCGACUUGCUAAGAAAUUUCAAAGACAAGCUGCAAACUUACAAGAUUGUUACCGACUCUAUCAGGGUAUAAAUCAACUCCCUAAUGUUAUACAGGCUCUGGAAAAAUAUGAAGAAAACCAUGAAUUCCUUGUUAAACCUUCAUUUGAUCCUAAUCUGAGUGAAUUAAGAGAAAUAAUGAAUGACUUGGAAAAGAAGAUGCAGUCAACAUUAAUAAGUGCUGCCAGAGAUCUUGGCUUGGAACCUGGCAAACAGAUUAAACUGGAUUCCAGUGCGCAGUUUGGAUAUUAUUUUCGUGUAACCUGUAAGGAAGAAAAAGUCCUUCGUAACAAUAAAAACUUUAGUACGGUAGACAUCCAGAAGAACGGUGUUAAAUUUACCAACAGUAAAUUGACUUCUCUCAACGAAGAAUAUACCAAAAAUAAAACUGAGUAUGAAGAAGCCCAGGAUGCCAUCGUUAAAGAAAUUGUCAAUAUUUCCUCAGGCUAUGUAGAACCAAUGCAAACGCUCAAUGAUGUUUUAGCGCAGCUAGAUGCUGUUGUCAGCUUUGCUCAUGCAUCAAAUGGAGCACCUGUUCCCUAUGUACGACCAGUCAUUUUGGAGAAAGGACGGAGGAGAAUUAUAUUGAAAGCAUCCAGACAUCCUUGCGUUGAGGUUCAAGAUGAAGUUGCGUUUAUUCCUAAUGAUAUAUACUUCGAAAAAGAUAAACAGAUGUUCCACAUCAUUACUGGCCCCAAUAUGGGAGGUAAAUCAACAUAUAUUCGCCAGACGGGGGUGAUAGUACUCAUGGCUCAAAUUGGGUGUUUUGUGCCGUGCGAGUCAGCAGAAGUGUCAAUUGUGGACUGCAUCUUGGCCCGGGUAGGGGCUGGUGACAGUCAAUUGAAAGGAGUCUCUACAUUCAUGGCUGAAAUGUUGGAAACUGCUUCUAUCCUCAGGUCUGCAACCCAAGAUUCAUUAAUAAUCAUAGAUGAAUUGGGAAGAGGAACUUCUACCUAUGAUGGAUUUGGGUUAGCAUGGGCUAUAUCGGAUUACAUUGCAACAAAGAUUGGUGCUUUUUGCAUGUUUGCAACCCAUUUUCAUGAACUUACUGCCUUGGCCAAUCAGAUACCAACUGUUAAUAAUCUACAUGUCACAGCAUUAACCACUGAAGAGACCUUAACUAUGCUUUAUCAGGUAAAGAAAGGUGUCUGUGAUCAGAGUUUUGGGAUUCAUGUUGCAGAGCUUGCUAAUUUCCCUAGACAUGUAAUAGAAUGUGCUAAACAAAAAGCCCUGGAACUUGAGGAGUUUCAGAAUAUUGGAGGAUCACAAGGAUAUGAUGAAAUGGAACCAGCAGCAAAGAAGUGCUAUUUGGAAAGAGAGCAAGGUGAAAAAAUUAUUCAGGAGUUUCUGUCCAAGGUGAAACAAGUGCCCUUUACUGAAAUGUCGGAAGAAAACAUCACUAUAAAGUUAAAACAGCUGAAAGCUGAGGUGAUAGCAAAGAAUAAUAGUUUUGUAAAUGAAAUCAUUUCAAGAACCAAGGUUACUACCUGAGGAAAUCCCACCCAUGGAAUGAAGAAAAUAUUAAUAAGCUAUUGUCUAUAAUACUUUUGUAUUAUUUUAUAUUAACCCCUUUUCCAUAGUAUUAACUGUCAGUGCCCAUGGGAUAUCAACUUAACAAAAUAUUUAGUACUACUUUUCUGAGUACACUUCAUAGAUCUUUAUUUUAAAAAAUGAGAAUUGUAACUGAGGACUGUUUAAUGGACAUGGACUAUAAUAAGCAAUUUUAUAAAUAAAAUCAUGUAGUUUGUGGAAUUU
Messenger RNA from Otolemur garnettii (small-eared galago), 3094 nucleotides. RefSeq names its product mutS homolog 2 (gene MSH2). Gene Ontology annotation, molecular function: ATP-dependent DNA damage sensor activity; mismatched DNA binding; ATP binding. The transcript is spliced from 15 exons. Gene Ontology annotation, biological process: mismatch repair; mitotic recombination; somatic recombination of immunoglobulin genes involved in immune response. Gene Ontology annotation, cellular component: MutSalpha complex; nucleus. The record is from RefSeq and is a predicted model, not a curated record. Lineage: Eukaryota; Metazoa; Chordata; Mammalia; Primates; Galagidae. Bases 140 to 2830 code for a protein of 896 amino acids.